Lymnaea stagnalis (great pond snail) is the source of this 2112-nucleotide messenger RNA. The record is from the annotation of a GenBank genome assembly. NCBI's taxonomy places the organism in Eukaryota, Metazoa, Mollusca, Gastropoda, Lymnaeidae.
AAAGAUGAUGGAGGUCAAACCGCCUUGAUGAUGUCAGCGUGUCAUGGACAUGUCACGGUUGUUAAAUUGCUUAUAGACAGAGGGGCAGACCUACACGAGACAGACAGUAAUGGAAAGACUGUUCUGAUGUUUGCAGUAGAAAACAGACAUUACGAUUUAAUGAAACUUCUGAUUGACGAAGGAGCUGACGUUAAUGGAACUGAUGCCAAAGGCGACACGGUUCUUAUGUUAGCAGCUCGUAAAGGGUUAACUCGCAUGGUUGAAAUUCUUAUUGCAAAAGGAUCAGAUAUAAACACCCAGGACAACAACGGAUACACCGCUGUAAUGCUAGCCAUCGAGAAGAAUCGCCCUGAUAUCACAAAACUUUUCAUGGACACGGGAGCGAGGCUAGACUACAAAACUACGGACGGGAAAACUUCUCUAAUGUUAGCUGCUCAGAAUGGAUGUAAGGAAUGUGUUGAUUUGCUGGCCACAGGAGAAAAUGUAAACCAUCAGGAUGACAGCGGGAAUACUGCCUUUAUGUUAGCAGGGUGCGAGGGACAUUUAGAUUGUGUAAGAUUGUUGUUAGAAAAAGGAUCAAAGCUGGACCAGACAGAUACAAAUAAGAGUACAGCUCUAAUGCUGGCCGUCACGUACAGCCACGAGGAUGUCGCUGAAUUUCUUGUUGAUAAAGGAGCUAAUAUAUUUUUAAAAAACAGGGAUAAAACGAAUCUUUUGAUGUUGGCUUCGGGUAAUGGACAGAAGUGUAUUGUUGAAAUUCUUCUGACAAGAGGAAUAAAGGUUUGUGAUAAAGCUGACGAUGGCACAACAGCUGUUAUGUGUGCUGCAUGGGGUGGGCAUUUAGACAUCGUAAAGCUGUUAGUAGAUAAGGGAGCAAACAUAAAUGACAAGAAGUGUGAUGGACAGAGUGCUCUGAUGUUGGCAGUAAUGCAAGGACAUGAAGAAGUUGCUAAAUUUCUUAUUCAGAAUGGUGCUAACGUGGAAGAGAAGCGGGAUGAUGGUAAAACGUGUCAAAUGAUAGCUUCAGAGUAUGGCAGCACAGAACUGGUACAAACUAUUUUAGAGCACAAAGUAAAUGUUAAUGAAACGGAGAAGAAUGAAAAGACAGCUCUGAUGUUCGCAGCAUCCUCCGGCCACACAGAAAUUGUUGAAACGCUGUUAAAAAUGGGAGCCGAAGUGAAUGCUAGAAAGGCUAACGGAAGGACUUCGCUGUUUUUAGCUGCUAAAAAUGGAUAUGCAAAAACUGUUCAGUGUCUCAUCAAAUUUGGGGCUGAUGUCCAUAAACAAGAUUGCAAACGAGUGACAACUCUAAUGUGCGCAGCCCAGAAUGGCUGUACGGACAUCAUUCAAAUACUUUUGGGGGAAAGAGUUAAGAUAAAUGAGCAAGACUGUGAUAAAAAGAGCGCACUUAUUUUCGCGACUUUAAAUGGACAUGUCGAUAUUGUUCAAAUGCUUGUAGAUUAUGGAGCAAAUUUCGAUGAAAAAUUUUUGAAUUCAAAGACGCCUUUGAUGGUAGCCGCUGAAAAUGGAUUCAAAGACAUUGUGGCAUUCCUAAUUCGCAAAGGAGCAUUGUUGGACGUGAAAGAUAACAAUGGAAUGAGUGGGCUAAUGUUUGCUGUAGUCCAUGGACACACAGAUGUAGUGAAGUUGUUUAUAGAAAGCAAAGCAGAUUUAAAUGAGAAGAGGGGGAAUGGAAAGAAUGCACUUUUGUUAGCAGCAUCAUGCGGACAUACAGAUAGUGUCGAAAUUCUAAUUCAAAAUGGAUCAAACAUUCAUGAGACAGACACGUGUGGGAUGACGGCUGUAAUGAUGGCUGCCGGAAACGGUCAUAGAAGCACUGUUGAAAAACUUUUAGAGCACAGAGCUCACUUGCACCAGAGGAGGCCCGACGGAGGAACUGCUCUCACCUUCGCCGCCCAAGCUGGACAUGCGGAGAUUGUUAAGUUGCUUAUCAACCAUGGAGCUAACGUAAAUGACAGAAUGAGAAACGGAAAGACAGCGCUGAUGCUGGCCAGCGUUUAUAGGCGCCAUGAGACAUGUAGCGUGCUCAUUGAAAAGGGAGCAAAUAUACAAGAUAAGGACAAUGACGGCAAGACAGCCUGGAUGUUAGCC